Molecule: messenger RNA, 4978 nt
Organism: Aplysia californica (California sea hare)
Lineage: Eukaryota; Metazoa; Mollusca; Gastropoda; Aplysiida; Aplysiidae
Product: dynactin subunit 4
Exons: 14
Coding region: 46-1398 (450 amino acids)
Cellular component (GO): dynactin complex
Source: RefSeq, a predicted model, not a curated record
CUUUCGCCCCUUCCUACUUUUCUCCCGAAGGAUGUGUCAUCCAAUAUGGCGACUUAUAUGGAUGUCAAUUUAGUGAAGUAUCUGUGUUCGUGCGGCAAAAAGUUCCCAAUAUGCCGCCUUUAUCUUUGCAAGCAUUGCCUCAAACCUAGAUGCAUUGACUGUGUGCAACAUGAGGUUGACACACCUUAUUGCCCCAACUGUUUGGAGACCAUGCCAACUGGUGAGGCUAAGCUGAAGAAAAACAGAUGCUCCAACUGUUUUGACUGCCCUGUGUGUGGACACACGCUGAUGACACGUGCGACCACGCACACAACACCCAACCCGGAGGAUCCGACCAAGGUGAUCACAAAGAAGAUGUACUACAUGGCCUGUGGGUUCUGUCGUUGGACGACUCGUGAUGUCAAUCUACCUGAUCAGAGUGUUGCUACAGGCAACUGGCCAGAGCUAGAAAAUCCGAAUUCGAAAAGGAUCUCUACCCUCCUUGAUAAUUACCGUGCAAUGGCUCAGAUUGAAAAGGCGGAACGCGAGCGAAAGAAAUAUGUGAAAAGACGCAGCCAUCUUUAUUUACAGGAGAAGUAUGGGCUUCCAUCUUCUGCAAUGAAGCGCAAAGGGCUUUCAAGUCUGGCCAGCCUCAGCCAAAAGGAUGGUGACAAAGUGCUUGGAGAGCUGGAGCCCAGUGCUACUGUGGACAGUUUUGAGCCUCUGCCUAAUGAUUUCUUCACUCAGCCAGCAGCUCUUGAUAAGACUACCAAACUGCCCAACAGGCUGAAUGUUCCAGAGUUCCAGCCUGAGGAGACAGGCAAACUGCACAUCAUCCACAAACACCUGCUAAUGAGGAAGUCACUGAGAUGCAAGGAAUGUGAACACAACUUGAUCAAGGCCGAUUUCAACCCUGUGUCAAUCAAGUUCAAGAUCCAGUUGACAGCACUGAACCAUGUCCCAGAGCUACGCAUUCUGAACCCAUGUACUUUCACCUACAAUAAAGAGUCUGUGGUGACCCUGACCUUGAGCAACCCCUCUGUGUUCAACACCACAGUCACUCUGGCUGCCAUUGAGAAUGAGACAGACACGGACUACUGCACUGGGAAGAUCGAUCUUCCAAAGAAAGAGUUGGUGUUAGCUGGACGCGAUGAGCCGUCGAUGCACGUCUAUGAUGAUAGCUCUCAGGCUCACUUGGACUUCAAGGAUGAUCCAAAGGUGAUUGCUUUCCGAAAGGCCAACAAGAUUGGAUUCAUUGUCAAGGUCACACCUCUUGUCAAAGAGGGAGAUGUCAGGGUGUGCUUUCUGCUGAAGCAUGAGUUCCGGAACACAACAGUUGCAGCACUGCAGAGCGAGUCAAAGGAACCAGAGAUUGUAUGGCUUGAACACAAAGUCUACAUCUCUUUAGGACAGAUCUAAGUGUGGCAUUUAGCAAGAGAAGUCACUCAUUAAUAGCUCUCUUUUCUGCUGCAAUGUUUAUAUUUGUUCUCACGUCUUAACCCCACUCACCUUAACAUUUAGGUAUGGGAUUAAAGUGCUUUUCCCCACUGCCUUUACGUCUGGAAGGUUCACUGCAGGUCUUAUCAUUUUAGAUAUCUUCCUUAUCAAUGUUUUCAGUUAUACUGUGAUACAGUGUGAAGUAAUGCUUCUUUUUUUGUUUUAUUUUUCAGGAUCUCGCUUCUUGGGGGGAAAUGAAAAAAUCUUUAAGAUGUAACUUGAAUGUGAUUUGUUGUUGAAAAUUAGUCAUGCAUGACUGCUUUUCAUGAUGUUGAAUGUACUCAGCUUGUCAGGAGGCAGUUUGCUAAAAUGGAAUGUUGUUCUAUUGAUGAGAGAUUCUCUGUCUGUGAGUUGUGAUGCUUAUGUUAGGUGUAGGCUGUCUACAUGAAACCUCAGCAUGCAAAAUUUAGUGCUACAAUGGCCAUGGUCUUGCAUGUGGAGUUGCUAGAGAGACAUGGAUCUGUCUAUUGGUGUAAAAUGUGCUUAAUCAUUCUGAGGAAUAUUUGCAGUUGUGUAAUUUAUUGUUACUCAUGUAGAGUUGUAUCUUUUUGUAAAAUGUUGAACAAUGUACAGAUGAAACUGUCCAAAAUGGUCACCCAUUGUUGAGGAGAAAUACGAUUGUCGUAGACAGAAGGAUGUUUUGGAAACUGUCAUUAUGAUAUUUUAAAAUGCAUGGAGAGGAAUAGGAAGUGCUCAUUUCUACAGGGGCUCAUCUUGGACAGGUGGCCGUUAAGGCAGGUUUGAUUGUAUAGAGAAAAGUGAUACUAUGUGCUAUCUCUUAAAUGCCAAAGCCUUUUUGCUGCAAUGCUUUUCAUUAUAACCAACAGCAUUGAGGCUGCAUUUCCACUUACAAAUGAGUAGAAAAGCCUUUUGAGUAAAACUAUUGUUCUUUAUUGUAAUAAAAUCCAUAAAGACUCGCAAGUAGGAAAAUGUAGUCUACUGAAGGAUGGCAAUUUCUUUUUUGUGUGAUUUUUUUUUUUUUUUUUGUGAUGGUCACAUUUGAAAAAUAAAGUUCACCAUAUACAUAUAUAAGCUUCAGUUGUGCACAGCUCUUGAUGUGCUCUGUCUUGGUGGUAGGCUUUCCCACUUUAAUGAACAUAUAUGUGAACUUUGUGUGUGUUACCUAAUGUGCUGGAGGUGUUUCGAAGAUUCUUGAAUCUUGAAAGAUAAAAAUAACAUUUUUCUGAGUAGAUAUGUUUACUCUUCUUUUACCUUAUCAAUUAUUUCUGAUGAAUCAGCUGGACGUUUAAUGUCUGCAGUUCACAGCUCUUUUCAAGGAAAAUUGUGCUUUACAUUGGCCAUGCUGGUUCCAGUCCAAUACCAUCUUUUGUUGCUUACAGUUACAGCUGUGUACAGUACAUGUUUUUGUUAUCUUUGGGUGCAGGAUUGUCGUAGGUUAUGGUCUUUUUAAGAGGUUCUGGUGAUAGUCUUGCUGUCAGUUUUUAGUAAUAAAGUUAGCUUAUCGUUCAAGUUCAACUGAAAAAACACCACUACCUUAUAUUUGAAUUAAGGGUUCGUGUGAAUAGAAAUAAUGGGAAUGUUAGUUUUUUAUUUAUUUUUUUAUUUAUUUUUUUUUUUUAAUUUCAAGAAUCAGAAGUGAAAUUUUCAUCUCUUCAUAUAUAUAUACGUGUUCUGAUGUGAGCUAGGUUGGUAGAAAAAGUGUUGGGUCUAUCGGGCUUUGUGCAAUGUCGCAUCCUAGUGUUAUUGUUCAAUGAGGAAUAGUUCUUGCGAUUGUCUUCAAGGGUUUUUUUUUUUCUUUUCGAUGAUUGACCUUAUUUAGGCUUUAUGUAGCCCAAAUAAGCCAACCCCUCUGGCAAAGCUUAUUUGUGUUACAUGUAGCUUUGAUUAUAUUAACAGCAAACCCCCACCUAAAUCUUAUUUAGGCUACCCUGGCCCACAGAACGAACUGAACUGAAAUGAGAAAGAUGCCUUACUCGAAAAGCAAAAGCGAAACUAACUCUUCAGUUCCACACAAUUAUCUUUACAAGGAAUGGGUAGCCUAAAUAAAGUUGGGGCGGGGGGUGGGGGUAGGCUAAGUAGCCCAAAUAAGAUAAGCACUUCCUAUUUGAUUGUUUUUAUUCAUUGUUAUUCAAAUGUGUGCAAGCAAUUCAUCAUCUUUGCUAAAGGCAGUGUAUCUUCCCUUUUUUGUUUCAUGGUUGACAUUUUUCAGCCAUAUUAUGAAGUUGUGGAUCACUUUUACUUUGAUAAUUUAUAAUUGUUUCAAAAUGGUGAAAUGGUAUAGGUUUAACGCCCCUAUUAGUUUAUAAUUGUUUCAUUCUUUAUUGAAGUACUGUAAUAUUGGAAAGGCUUGCGUUACUGAUUAAAAAAUCUCAGUGUAGGGGUAAAGUAAAAUAUUUGUAGGAGUUGCUAACAUUACUUGUUUUAGGUCUAGAUGAUUCAGAUCUAAAAGAAAUAGUACUGCUCAACAUGUUAGGAUUCUUAUGUGUUCACUUUCAUAUUUUACUUUCUUGAAACAGCCUGCGAACAAAUUAGAAUAAUACAGUAUCUUCCUCUCAAGACCCAUUAAGGUGUCUGUUUUCAGUAUACUCUCUUGUAUUGGUGCAGUGUAGUUAAAAAAACUAUCAUUGUUAAGCAUUUACGGUCUUGGGAAUCUGCUUUAGGUGUGGUAUGUAAUUGUGCUCAUCAUGGAGACAUUCUCGAUGUAAUACUGUGGUUGAGGAGGUUUUGCUUGACGUGAAAAGAAGACUUUUUUGUCCUGAAAACAGUGUCUCUAAAGACUUAUACCAAAACAUCUGUCUUCUUGAGGGGAGUGGGGGGGCUAAGUGUGACAUUACGUUUUCAAAUAACGUACUUUUUCUGAAUUCAGCUCCAGCAAAAUAAAACUUUGAGGUGUGCUGAAAAAAUGAAUUACUUUUUGUAUCUGAACCCAAUGGACGUUAGAUAUGUCAAAUUUAAAGGUUGAGUUUGUACAAUUUGAAAGUAUGAAAUGAUAACAGGCAUGUUGAACUUGAAUAAAAUGGCAUCAGGUGAGAAUUUACACAUUUGACCCUAAUGUUGAUUUUCGAACGAUAUCUCCAUUUGAGGAUUGCGAGAAAUAACUCAUUUUGUCAGCACACCUUACAAAUUAUCAGCAGUAGAACACACUAAUGUCGUUGUCAUUAAAACAGUUUGUUUGAUUUUCUGGAUGACAUUUUAGAGGACACUUCAGGAUUUUUAUUCUAGUCCUUAUGAAGUUGUAUAUUUUUGUUUUUUUGUGUCACAAUGAAUGUCCAAUUGUUCUACAUGAUGCCAUUUGAACAUGUCUUUUUGGUCCUAACACAAUUUCAGAAGUUUCAGAAAUUGUAGGCUGUGGUUGGGGAAUGCCUCUGGUAAGUUAUACUUCGUGGGGCAUUAUAUUCAAGUGGUAAAGGUGUGAACUUGCAAUAAAUUGAGGUAAUACAUUAUUUAGUUUCUAGGUAUUUUGUUAGGGUUGUUUCCCUUGGGCUCCUCUUAAUAAGUGAAGGAUAACUGUUCAGCUUAUAGGCUGCAACACUGUAUGUCC